Molecule: messenger RNA, 276 nt
Organism: Necator americanus (New World hookworm)
Lineage: Eukaryota; Metazoa; Nematoda; Chromadorea; Rhabditida; Ancylostomatidae
Exons: 1
Coding region: 1-276 (91 amino acids)
Source: RefSeq, a predicted model, not a curated record
AUGAACCUCAAGCAUGGGCUGAGACGUGAUCGUCCGUAUUACCGACAAUGCACAACUCCUAGCCGCAUGGUUAGCGUACUUGACAGAGAGGACGAUUUCAUGGCAUUAGGAGUGGUUGGUAGUAUCACCUGUAGAUUAUGGGAUGACGUCUCCAUUGGAGAAAUAGGACGCCCACUACGUACUCAGCUAUGGGAGAUCCAAAUGGGCUCACGAACACAAAACUUCUCACACCUAUCGGAGCUCAUCACAGAAUACGUAAUCAAAACUUCGAAAUAA